AUGUUAAAAAAUAACUUCUGCAAGGCGGACCUCAUGGAUCUGGUCUCUGAGAUAGAGUUCAUGAAGAUGGUCGGCAGACACGCCAACAUCGUGAACCUGAUCGGCACGUGCACGUGCGACGGCAUGCCGCUGCUCGUGCUCGAAUUCGCACGCUUUGGCAAUCUUUUAAACUACCUGCGAGAGCGGCGCGAGGCAGCGGGCUACGAGCGCCAUGUGGAGGUGCCUUCCCUGUGCGAGCUGGUGCAGUUCGGAUACCAGGCGGCUCGCGGCAUGGAAUACCUGGCCAGCAGAGCGUGCGUGCACCGUGACCUGGCGGCACGGAACGUCCUCGUGAUGGACUCACGGGUCGUCAAUAUUUCGGAUUUUGGCCUGGCGCGCGACAUUGGCGAUAAAGGGUACUACAUGCGGGUGACCGACAGAAGCCUCCCCGUGAAGUGGAUGGCUCUGGAGGCGCUCACGGAGCGUUACUACACUACGCAGUCAGAUGUUUGGUCAUUUGGUGUCUUGUUGUGGGAGAUAGUCACCAUGGGCGACACACCGUACGAAGAUGUGCAUAGCGUCACGAACCUGAUCUCCAAGCUGAGGACGGAUGAGCGGCUUCCGCGGCCUAGGGGAUGCCCUCUGCAGCUUUUCGACACCAUGCUGCAUUGCUGGAGCCUUGAGGGCCACCAGCGGCCUACUUUCGCCGAGCUGGUUGAUAGGCUCAGCACCAUGGUGGAGGAGCUGUCACCCCGAGACUACAUGGGCAUGGCGAGCGGCCCGCAUCAGCAGCCACCGACUCCUGGCUGCCCGCCGCCAAUGCAGCCUUAUGUAAACGUGGAUGGGCCCGCUGCAGAUGCCACCGCCGAGGGUGAUGAUGGCGAAAAGGAGAAGGGGGUGCCGGAGGCUCGGCAGUGCAGCAAUGCACCAGGAAUGAUGCCGUGA
Molecule: messenger RNA, 924 nt
Organism: Amphibalanus amphitrite
Lineage: Eukaryota; Metazoa; Arthropoda; Thecostraca; Balanomorpha; Balanidae
Product: fibroblast growth factor receptor 2-like
Exons: 1
Coding region: 1-924 (307 amino acids)
Biological process (GO): cell surface receptor protein tyrosine kinase signaling pathway; multicellular organism development; protein phosphorylation
Cellular component (GO): signaling receptor complex
Molecular function (GO): ATP binding; transmembrane receptor protein tyrosine kinase activity
Source: RefSeq, a predicted model, not a curated record